Messenger RNA from Closterium sp. Naga37s-1, 579 nucleotides. Lineage: Eukaryota; Viridiplantae; Streptophyta; Zygnematophyceae; Desmidiales; Closteriaceae. The record is from the annotation of a GenBank genome assembly.
AUGUUGGCAGGAGGAAACGGAGCCGUUUUGGCUCAACGGUUUCAGUACUUUCUCGAUAAGUCGACCCCGCACUAUGGGUACAGAUGGAUCGCUACACUCGUUAUUGCUCUCAUCUACACCAUACGCGUGUUUUUCCUACACGGAUAUUACAUAAUCACGUACGGACUGGGCAUCUACAUGCUGAAUCUGCUCAUUGGGUUUCUGUCCCCUCAAGUGGAUCCUGAGGCGGAAGGGCCAGUGCUGCCAUCCAAGGGCAACGAUGAGUUCAAGCCCUUCAUCCGACGGCUACCAGAGUUCAAGUUCUGGUACGCAAUGACCAAGGCGUUUCUCGUGGCCUUCACAAUGACCUUCUUCCCCAUCUUUGACGUGCCGGUGUUCUGGCCAAUCCUGCUAAUGUACUGGUUCACGCUCUUCGUGCUCACCAUGAAGCGCCAGAUCCGCCACAUGAUCAAAUACAAAUACGUCCCCUUCUCCUUCGGGAAGCAGAAGUACAAGGGGGGGAAGAAGCCUGCAGGAAAGGACGAUGAUGCCGUACCCAUAGUCAAAACAGCCUCGCUUCCUGCCAAGUCAAAGGAUUAG